This is a messenger RNA of Struthio camelus australis, 1142 nucleotides long. RefSeq names its product ribokinase (gene RBKS). Lineage: Eukaryota; Metazoa; Chordata; Aves; Struthioniformes; Struthionidae. Gene Ontology annotation, molecular function: ribokinase activity. Gene Ontology annotation, biological process: D-ribose metabolic process. The record is from RefSeq and is a predicted model, not a curated record.
AUGAAUGAGUUCCCAGAUGUCUGCUUCUCUUCCUACCAGCUGCAGUGUCUGGGGCCGUUGAAGUUUGUAAAUUGCUUUGAGAUCCUUCAAGAUGAAAGGCUCUGCUUAAGAGAUCAUUAUCGCCUUCUACAUUUCUACACUCCCUCUUCUCCGCUCAGGCUUAUUUUCUCAAGCCUUACCAGUCGAUUGCCAAGAGCUGGAGAAACUAUCCUUGGACAUAAGUUUUUUAUUGGUUUUGGUGGGAAAGGAGCCAAUCAGUGUGUCCAGUCUGCUCGACUUGGGGCCAAGACCUCGCUGAUCUGCAAGGUUGGGGAGGAUUCCUUUGGCAAUGAUUAUAUUGAAAAUUUGAAGAAGAAUGGUAUAUCUACAGCAUUUGUAGGUCAGACUACAGAUGCUGCUACUGGAACUGCUUCAAUAGUUGUCAACAGUGAAGGACAGAAUGUUAUUGUCAUAGUCCCAGGAGCCAACCUACUUUUAAGUUGUGAAGACCUGAAGAGGGCUGCUGAUGUCAUCUGUAAAGCCAAAGUGGUUGUUUGCCAGCUAGAAAUAGCCCCUGCUGUUUCUCUCGAAGCUCUGAAAAUGGCACGUGCCAGUGGAGUAAAGACUCUAUUUAAUCCAGCUCCAGCCCUUGCUGACCUCGAUCCACAAUUUUACACCCAUUCUGACAUCUUCUGCUGCAAUGAAACUGAGGCAGAAAUUUUAACGGGCAUCCCAGUUGGCAACCUUGAAGAUGCUGAAAAGGUGGGACGCAUGCUGUUAGAAAGAGGGUGUAAGCUUGUAAUUGUUACUCUUGGAGCAGAAGGCUGCAUGAUGAUAUCAGUAGAAGAACCUAUUCCAAAGCACGUUCCUGCUGGGAAGGUCAGGGCUGUGGACACUACGGGAGCUGGAGAUAGUUUUGUGGGAGCACUGGCCUUCUACCUGGCUUACUAUCCCAAAUUACCCAUGGAGGAAAUGAUCAGGAAGUCUAACUGCGUUGCUUCAGUGAGCGUCCAGGCAUCAGGGACACAAUCUUCAUAUCCUUACAGGAAGGACUUGCCUCAGGACCUUUUCUAAUUGACAUUGUCUAGCUCAAUGUACUGAUUUUAUCUUAUCUCAGACAGCAUUAUUCUCCUAACUGCACAGAGGUUCUCCUCUGCUGCCUG